AUGGCAUCCUUCGACGAUGACAAUGAUCCUACAGCUGGAUCUCAAGAUGAGGACGAGAACGAGGACGAGGAGAUGGAGGAUGUCAAUGAGCCUACACAAGACGACGAUCAGGACAUGGAUCAAGGCGGAGAUGAGGACGAGGAGGAUGAAGGCGACGAGGAUAAUGACGAUGACAACGAGGACGACGAUGAUGACGAUAAGAACGAGCCAGAGUCCCCGUCGCGCCGGGCGAGCCAGCAUACAGCUGGUCGUCGCUCUACGAGUAGGGAAAGACCGCCAGGUCCUGCUGUCGUCCUGACCUCGCCCUCUCCGCGAACUUCUGCUGUCAGAUCGCCAGGCACGGCGGGACUGGCAUCAUACAUACCACCAGUGCGUCCGGAGGCUCUUACAGCACAAACAUACGACAUUGUCCCUACAAUGGCGGCGCCGCAAAGCACCUCGAUAAACGCGAUUACAGCUACACCUGACAUGCACUGGGUCUUCUCUGGCGGCUCGGACGGAUACGUACGAAUGUACAAUUGGGUUGAGACUGCGAAUGGCAAGGUACCACUUACUGUCGCACAGAAGCACCCCUUUGUGGACAGCGUCAUGAAAGCCGGCUCACUGCUCACGUACUGGGAGAAUGAGGAGUCCUCUGCGUUGAAGACCCCACCCUCCAAGGAAGACGAAGGCAAAUGGACGAGUCCAGUCUACUCGCUCGCCGUUCAACACCAGGCAACUUGGCUCCUCUCCGGCCUUGAGUCUGGUGGCAUCAACCUUCAAACGUGCAGACACCAGGCUGGAACUCGUAUUGCAACACUGAAAGAACACACCAGCGCCGUGUCUGUUCUAUCGCUGUCUCAAGAUGAAAGUAGUCUUCUUUCUGGCAGUUGGGACAAGAACAUCUUCGACUGGGAUCUGCACACAGGCAAAGUCAAGCGAUCGUUCAAGGGCGCAGGACAACAGAUUGCUGCUGUUGAGGUCAGACCCAUGAGCGAUGUACCCAUUCCUGAAGUCACAGAAGUGCAUCCCCAAGUCAGCACGACCUUCUCCAGCAACAACGCCGACAAGCCUACCGCCAAUGGCACACUCGGGAGCGCGAACAGCAGACGCCCCUCGAAGAUGGGCGAAGGCGACGAAGAUGCUAUGGGCUCUCCUGAAGGCAGUCUAUUCGGCGAGGGCGAUCAUGGCUCUCUGUUCGGCGAGGACACUGGCGGUGGUGGAGGCGGGAAUGCUUUCGGCGAUGAAGAUGAUGCUCUUGCUCGGGCGCUUGAAAGCGAGAUGCAAGACGCCGAGCAAGAUGCACCUGCUGAAGCAGAUGUGGAAAUGUCGGGACUAGGAAGCGGAGGGCCUGUCCAACCACCAGAGCCUGAAGCUUCAACAUCCACCGAUACCAAAGCUGCUGAUCCUCCUGCGCCAUCAAAUGGAGAAGCCAACGGCAACACGGAGCAGGCCAAGGCAACCCAAGAGGCCGAACGACCAGGAACAAUCGUCACGAAUGGACUGCCUCAUUCUGAUGAACCUCUGACUGCGCCGCCAACGAAUGAAGACCAGCGAUCCUCCGUUGCUGACCUUCCACCACAGUCGGAAUCUACAUUCCUCGACGCCUCGAUCGAUGGUACGGUGCGCAUCUGGGAUAGACGAGUGUCCGCUCCCAUUGCUACGGUUCACCCAUAUGGAGGCACAGCUCCUUGGUGCACGAGUGCAUGCUGGAGUCCGGACGGGAACUUCUUUUACGUGGGCCGCCGAAUGAACGCUGUCGAAGAGUACUCCAUCCACCACCUCAGCUCGAAACGAUCACAGCCAAAUCGACAGCUCAAGUUCCAGGGUGGAAGUGGAGCUGUGUCGGCAGUGAGGUCAAUGCCAAACAAGAAGCACCUCAUUUGCGCCUCGCACGACAUUCUCCGAAUCUACGACCUCGCACAAGCCGAAUCGAAGCACAGAGCCGUCCCGUUCACGAUCAUUCCAGGACAUCGCGGCGGCGUCAUCUCCUCCGUGUACAUUGACCCUACGUGUCGUUUCAUGCUGUCUGCCGGAGGGAAUCGGGGAUGGGAAGGAUACAGUACAGAGGUCUUGUUGGGCUACGAGAUCGCAGCUCAAGAUGAUAAGGGCGUCUGGCAUAAGUGA
Messenger RNA from Zasmidium cellare ATCC 36951, 2106 nucleotides. RefSeq lists its product as uncharacterized. Bases 1 to 2106 code for a protein of 701 amino acids. Lineage: Eukaryota; Fungi; Ascomycota; Dothideomycetes; Mycosphaerellales; Mycosphaerellaceae. The record is from RefSeq and is a predicted model, not a curated record. Gene Ontology annotation, molecular function: protein binding. The transcript has 2 exons.